Penicillium canariense is the source of this 1035-nucleotide messenger RNA. RefSeq names its product eukaryotic translation initiation factor 3 subunit F. Gene Ontology annotation, biological process: translational initiation. The record is from RefSeq and is a predicted model, not a curated record. Gene Ontology annotation, cellular component: eukaryotic translation initiation factor 3 complex, eIF3m. Gene Ontology annotation, molecular function: metallopeptidase activity; translation initiation factor activity; translation initiation factor binding. The coding region runs from base 1 to 1035 and encodes 344 amino acids. The transcript is spliced from 3 exons. NCBI's taxonomy places the organism in Eukaryota, Fungi, Ascomycota, Eurotiomycetes, Eurotiales, Aspergillaceae.
AUGGCCGAAGAUUCCUUCCUGCACCUCGCCCGCCCCCUUGGCCCGGUCUCUGUGGGGACCGCUCCGACCACUGCCCCUCUUAACGUGGUCAUCCAGCCGCAGGCCAUCUUCUCCAUUCUUGACCACUCGCUGCGCCGUAACGCCGACCAGGAACGUGUCAUCGGUACCCUGCUGGGAACACGAUCGGAGGAUGGAGGUGAGGUCGAAGUGCGCUCCGCGUUCGCCGUGGGCCACUCUGAGGCCGAGGACCAGGUCGAGGUCGACAUGGAGUACCACAAGCAGAUGCUCGCCCUGCACCUGAAGGCCAACCCGCGCGAAGUUCUCGUCGGUUGGUAUGCCACCGCCUCCGAGCUGAACACUUUCUCCGCCUUGAUCCAGAACUUCUACAGCGGCCAGGGCGACGGCACAUGGCCCCACCCCGCCGUCCACUUGACCGUGUCUACUGAGGCCGGCAAGGACCUCGAGACCCGGGCCUACAUCUCCGCCCCCGUUGGUGUCACCGCUGAACGGGCUGCCGACAGCGCCGCUUUCAUUCCCGUCCCCUACGAGCUCCGAUACGGCGAGGCCGACAAGAGCGGUCUUGAGGCUAUUGCCAACGCCAAGGAUGUUGAGGAGCGCUCCACCAGCGUGAUGACCGACGUUGAGGCGCUCGAGCGCGCGAUUGAGGAGGUUCUGGGUAUGAUUGACCGUGUAUCGCGAUAUGUCGAGUCGGUCAUUGACGAGGAGACCCCCGCCUCCACUGCCAUGGGUCAGUUCCUGCUGAACGCCCUGGCUCUGGCUCCCAAGGUCGAGCCCGCGGACGUUGAGCGGGACUUCAACAACCACAUCCAGGACGUUCUGGUCGUCUCAUACCUGGCCAACACCAUCCGCACACAGAUGGAGCUGUCCAACCGGCUAGCAACCGCCCAACUCACCCUUGGCGGCGGCGAGGCCACCGGUACUACUGGCGAGGGCAACCAGCGCAACCAGCGCGGCGGCAAGGGUGGCCGCCAGCAGCGCCAGGAGCGCGCUGCCCCCGAGGAGGCCCGCGCAUAA